CAAAAAUUAAAAAGAAAGGAAGUAAUUGUCACGUGCUUACACGUGGCUAUAUCGUACUUCCUUCCUCUUUAGCUCCUCCGGAUUUUGCAAUUGAGCGAGAAACGCAAGGAAAGGAGCCAAUCAAGGACAAAACACCUCUAUUUUCUCCCGCACAGUAUGCCUCCAAAUUGCCGUCCAUGGACGGCCAAGAUUCCCACAUAUUCGCCUACUACCCCUCCUCAUUCUCCGUCUUCUUCCUCGUCUUGCUCUCUCUUCUGCUCUGCUCUGCAACCCGUCACUCUCAGAAAACAACAGACUGGUCUCGACACACAGGCCAAUGGGCUGCGUUCAGGCCAAGCCUCUCACGAACUCCACUCCUGGGGGGCUAGAGAAGCUCAAACUGGAUAAUGGGUACGUCGCAAAUGGUCCCCUUAACGGUCACAGACGAUCAACUGGCCAGUUCCAUAGGGACCCCUUUAAGCCGCGGCAGCAGAGGGGUGAGGCCAGAAUUUCAAAUGUCGAGCCUGGCAGUGGAGGAAGCAGCAACGAAAAGGCGGCGGCAGCGGUGGCGGAUGAGUGGGGGGCGUUGAAUGGUGGUAGUGAGGGAGAGAAAGAUGAUGGGAGUCACAAAGUUUCUCAUAAAGUUUCUGUGGAUGAUGAGGAGUUUGUGGAUGGAUGGCCCAAGUGGCUCACUGAUAAUAUUUCGAGAGAGAUUUUGGCUGGCUUGGUUCCGAAGAGUGCUGACUCUUUUGACAAGCUUGAUAAGGUUGGCGAAGGAACCUACAGUAAUGUGUAUAAGGCGCGAGACAGGGACUCUGGAAAAAUUGUUGCCUUGAAGAAGGUCCGGUUUGAUACAUCAGAACCCGAGAGUGUUAAAUUUAUGGCACGAGAGAUUAUGUUUUUACGGAAAUUGGAUCAUCCCAAUGUGGUCAAGCUUGAAGGAUUGGCUACGUCAAGAAUGCAGUACAGCAUUUAUCUUGUUUUUGGUUUCAUGGUGUCAGAUUUGACAAGAAUUAUUUCCAGCCCUGAAGGGCUUACUGAACCACAGGUCAAGUGCUAUAUGCAUCAACUACUUUCAGGUCUGCAGCAUUGUCACGAGAGGGGAAUUAUACAUCGAGACAUCAAAGGAUCAAACCUAUUGAUAGAUAAAAGUGGAAUGCUAAAAAUUGCAGAUUUUGGGCUUGCAAACUAUUAUGUUCAAAGCCCUAAGCGCCCACUCACAAACCGAGUUGUGACGCUUUGGUACAGAGCUCCUGAGCUACUGUUAGGUUCUACAGAUUAUGGAGUUGGCAUUGAUCUUUGGAGUGCUGGUUGUGUCUUGGCUGAAAUGUUUACAGGGAGACCACUUCUGCCUGGUAGAACAGAGGUUGAGCAACUUCAUAGGAUUUUCAGGCUUUGUGGCACUCCGUCAGAGGAAUACUGGAAAAGAUUGAAGCUGUCUACAACUUUUAGACCUCCACGUUCAUACAAACCCAGUCUUCAAGAAGCUUUCAAGGGUUUCCCUAUUUCUUCUUUGGGUCUGUUGAGCACUCUUCUUGCUUUAGAUCCUGCUUAUCGUGGCUCUGCAUCUUCGGCUCUCAGAAACGAAUUCUUUUUCAGAAGCCCCUUAGCAUGUGAACUUUCUGGUCUACCUAUAAUCUACAAUGAGGAUGAAGAACUGAAAUUAGCCAAUGAGCAGAAAAAGUCUAGGAAUUCUAAAGUAAGACGGUCUCGAACACGUGAGUGCCAGAGACAAGAUGCAUCUGCUGAGAAAGUAAAAGAAACUUGUGCGUCUUCCAACCAGCCAACCUAUCAUGCAUGUAAGAGGAAGGGAAAAGAAAAGAUUCAAAUAAAAAGAAAAGAAGGAAGAAGAAACGACAAUGUCAGGGAGGAGCCUCGUCUAGCCCUUCUCACCUAUACUGUUUAUUCAAAUUUUGAAAGUGAGCCAGGUAGCACUACCAGUAGCAACUCCUCCAGUGCAAACCAGGCAGGCCGAAAAGAAAGCCCAAUCUUCUCCCUCUCACCAGUUGAAGGCCUUUCGGGUGCUACCAAGUACGUCAAGAACCUACCCCCAUUACCCAAAUCUAAAGCGCGUGCCACCAGCAAAUACAAUCAGAUUAACAGGUCUACAUCCACUAGAGAGUUCAGAAGGUUCAAUCCAAGGGAGCUAGAACACUAUGCUCUUGAUGAUUAGGCCCCAUUGGAUGAGCAUGUAGAGCUGCUCCGUGUCUUUUUCUUGUAGUCCUUUACCCUCUAUUGAGUAUUGACCAACAUGAAUAAUCAUGAAUUUUUGGUUUCGUGUAUAAUGCAAUGAUUUUGUGAUUA
Messenger RNA from Malus domestica (apple), 2283 nucleotides. Its product is annotated as probable serine/threonine-protein kinase At1g54610. Gene Ontology annotation, biological process: protein phosphorylation; positive regulation of transcription elongation by RNA polymerase II. Gene Ontology annotation, molecular function: RNA polymerase II CTD heptapeptide repeat kinase activity; ATP binding. NCBI's taxonomy places the organism in Eukaryota, Viridiplantae, Streptophyta, Magnoliopsida, Rosales, Rosaceae. The record is from RefSeq and is a predicted model, not a curated record. Gene Ontology annotation, cellular component: nucleus; cyclin-dependent protein kinase holoenzyme complex.